UUGUGACUGGCAUCGCUUCUUUCUUUUCAAGUGUACUUUGUUUCUGUCUUUACUGCAGACAUUCCUUCUUCACCUGCUGGCAGGUUUACCUUUAUUUGCACAGAUAUUGUAUUCAUUACAUUGAUUUAUUCAUUCUUGAACACCUUCACACUAGUCAAUAAAGUGUUGACUUUCCUUUUCCUUCAUCAUGCUCGCCUCUCUUGGUUCUAUGCUCGCGAUAGUAGCGAUUGCUAGAGCCAGUCCUUUGCUUCCCAGAGCAGUCGAUUCGCUCAACGAAGAGGCUACGGCGGAAGCCCAACAGCGAGACGACAGUGCUACCCGUGCCUUUUCCGAUGUCCAAAUCAAGACAUCAGAUGGGAGAUGUCUUUUCGUUGACAAGCUGUCCGGCGAUUUUCGGGCAAACUUGACCCCUAUUCAGGUUGCCGACUGCGGUUCUACCGAUGGUCAGGGGUGGGAUGUUAUCACGAGCGGCAAGCAUAUCUCCGGAGACGGCGGUAUGCUCGUGGUGAGCACGUUGACACAAGCCUGCUUCAACUAUGAUCCCCGCCGAGCGGCUGGAAACCAAGUUAUUCUCUUUUCAUGCGGUGGCCGAGCUGAUGGUGGUGGCGAGGUCACUGACUCCCAGAUAUUUGCCUUUAACGGCUCAUCUGGACCUCUUUCCUUCCAGCCCCAAAACGAAGACGGCACUUGCUUCACAGUCUCAGGCAACACCAUGAACGUUGCACCAUGCGACUCGGGCGACUCUAACCAGUCGUUUACCUUUGGAGACGGCGGCGGUAGUGGAAACAACAACGGAGGAGGAAACACUAACACGGGAGGGGAUACCAGCACCGGAGGAAAUACUGACGCACAAGAGAGCACCACCACGAGAGGAAGAGGUGGUAGCACCACUUCACAACAGCCGACAACCUUCACCACUCAAGUCACCACGACAGCUGAUGCCACGGCCACGGCAUCCGUCACUUCGUCUCCGGACAGCGGGUCGGGUUCAGGUUCAGGAGGCAGUUCCGGAAACGGCGGCAUUCCCACCUUCAACCCGACCGAAGCUGUACCGGUCUCGCGGGCAGGCGGUACUUUGCAGCCCACGGCAGUUGCAGAGUCUCACCAACGAGAUGAUACGGCCACCCGCGCUUUCAGCGAUGUCUCCAUCAGGGGCCCUGACGGACGAUGUCUCUUUAUUGAUCCGACUGCUGGCGACUUUCGCGAGAACUUGAUUCCCAUCCAACUGGUGGAGUGUACUGGAUCGCCCAAUGAGAAGUGGGAUGUUCUCACCUCGGGAAAACAUAAUCAACAGGACAACAGCGGGACACAGGCUGCUUUGAUUGUUAGCACUUUGACUCAGGGUUGCCUCAACUUUGACGGGCGCCGAGCGACUGGUGACACAGUCAUGCUCUUCUCCUGUGGUGGACGUGCCGCUGGUGAGGGUGAAACCAGCACCGGACAGCAAUUCCCGUUCAAUGGAGCAACUAGCUUUGCUCUUGCACCGCUAAGUGAAAAGGGCUCAACCUGCCUGAUUGCUGGCAAUGAGAGGGUGGAUUCAGGAGCAUGCCCCGACGAUGGAAGCCAACUGUUCUCCAUCUUUUAGGUCUUGUACUCUCAAGGGAGUUGUUUGAAUCGGUUCGUGAUAAUCCUCGAACCAACAGCUCUUGGGG
Molecule: messenger RNA, 1652 nt
Organism: Neurospora tetraspora
Lineage: Eukaryota; Fungi; Ascomycota; Sordariomycetes; Sordariales; Sordariaceae
Exons: 5
Coding region: 188-1585 (465 amino acids)
Source: RefSeq, a predicted model, not a curated record